Notechis scutatus (mainland tiger snake) is the source of this 4054-nucleotide messenger RNA. It is a transcript of the gene AP1AR, whose product is annotated as adaptor related protein complex 1 associated regulatory protein. Gene Ontology annotation, molecular function: kinesin binding; AP-1 adaptor complex binding. The record is from RefSeq and is a predicted model, not a curated record. NCBI's taxonomy places the organism in Eukaryota, Metazoa, Chordata, Lepidosauria, Squamata, Elapidae. Gene Ontology annotation, biological process: negative regulation of substrate adhesion-dependent cell spreading; regulation of Arp2/3 complex-mediated actin nucleation; negative regulation of cell motility. Gene Ontology annotation, cellular component: endosome.
CCCAGGAUGAAUGAGGCGUGGGCGUGGCUGACGGCCGCACGCGACUGCCCAGCUCGCCGUCACAACGUGAAGGGAGGGGGCCCGUGAGGCAGGGGAAAGGAGCGGAGUCGCUGCUUUGCUCGGCGCCGCCGCCGUCGUUGUAACGGCUGGUCGCCGCCGCGUGUGCCCCUUUCUCCUCCAUGCACGAGAGCCGGAGCCGUCACAGCUGUUGCCCCGCCAUUUCUUUCUUCCGCUCGCCGCCGAGGGACCGUGGUAACCGAUUCCGGCGCUCCGUCGGUGGGUGACCGAGCGCCCCCGGCCGCCCUCUCUCAGCAUGCCAUGGGCAACAGCUGGGCGGCGCAGUGGUGUUGCUGGGUCUUCCCGAGACGGGAAGCGGGACGCCUCCAACGAGGAGGAGGAUCAAAGUACUUCAGGACAUGCUCAACAGGAGAACAUUUCACUAUAGAGUUUGAAAACCUAGUGGAAAGUGAUGAAGGAGAAAGUCCAGGAAGCAACCAAAGACCUCUGACAGAAGAAGAAAUCUCUGCUCUUCAAGAAAGGCAAUAUAAUUCCAUUGCUGAAAAACAGAGAACUUUAGAUGACAAGCUUCAGUCAGAGUUAGCCAUACAAGAGGAGAAGUUAAGAAUAGAAGAGGAGACUUUAUAUGCUGUGCAGCGUGAAAGAGCCAGGGCAGCAAAGCAAAGAAAGUUCGUGGAGCAACAAAAAUUGCAGAGAAUAACUCAGAAAGCAAAUCACGGAGAUGCCCAAAGUUCUAUGGUAGAAGAAGACUUGGAUUCUUAUUUGAGAAAUGUAAAACUGCCAUAUGAAGCUUUCCGCACUAGUAGACUUUCAUCAGAUGCUACUGUUCUAACACCAAAUACAGAGAGCAGUUGCGAUUUAAUGACCAAAACCAAAUCUACAAGUGGAAACGAUGACAGUAAUUCCUUAGAUUUAGAAUGGGAAGAUGAAGAAGGUAUAAACAGAAUGAUCCCUUUGAGAGAACGUUCAAAAACUGAAGAAGAUAUUCUCCGGGCAGCAUUGAAAUUUAAUGGCAAGAAAACUGGAAGUAACCCAACUUCCACCUCUGAUGAUUCUACCGGUUUGGAAUGGGAGAAUGACUUCGUUAGUGCAGAAAUGGAUGAUAACGGCAAUUCAGAGUAUGCUGGAUUUGUAAAUCCUGUUUUAGAACUUUCUUCAACAGACCAAAAAACUUCUGGUGUUGAUCAAGAAGUGAGAUAAUGAAAUUAGCCAUUGGGUGCCUAGCAGAAUGGCUGAAAUUGGAAAACCUACAAACCUGUAUGGUGCACAAUCUUGUAAUCACUGCUGCUGCUGCUGCUGCAAAACUUCCUUUUACAAUAAGGAAAUGAUACAGUGACUGCUGUUGGUGACUGAGCUCCAGAUUUCUAGAAAAAGAAGGAAUCUAUGCUACCUUAAGUCAAUUAAACAAUAUGGUUUGCUAACAAUUGUGGUUUGCUAUCUGAACUGAAUUGUAAGUGCAAUUUUUAUAAUCUACCUUUUAAAUGUUUAUACUUGAAUGAUUCUAUUAUGUCUGUUUUUAGUUUAAGCAUACAGCCGCCUACAUUAAAUAUGGCGUUACAGCUGAAUGUUUUAAUCAAUUGUCCUAUUUCAGUCUUUGGGUGGUUUUUUUUUUUCUUUAAAUACAGUGGUAUCUCAGUACUUAUCAUUAAUUGAUUCUGGGAGAUACAAUGAGUACCAAAUUGAUUUUUCCCAUAAGGACUAAUAUAGUGAGUCACAAGGCAGCCAACACAGACAAGUUCUAGCUUGUGCAUUGAGUACUAAGCAAUGAGUACCAGGACAAAAUGUUCACAUCAAAAUGCAUUGAGUACCAAAUUCAAUCAGUUAUAAAGCAGUUGAGUAACCAAAGUACCGCUAUACCUACAUUAACAUAAUUUUAGCAGGAAAUCUGAUCAGCACAUUUGUACUUGAAGUAUGAAACUAAGAAUAGGAAUUCUACUAUGGCUUCCAAAAAACAUAGGAUGCUGCCUUAUAUUGAGUCAGUCUUGAUCCAUAUAGCACAAUCUUCCAAGCAUUGGCACUACUUUCCCAGUUCUCUUGAUGUUUCAAGCAAUUCCCAGAUUUAUCUGGAAAUGUUGAUGACUGGACGUGGUGAAAGCAAACUACAUGUUCUGCUAUUCAGCUUAAGCAUCCCUAACAGUUUUACUUUUUUUCAGUUUAAUUUGGUUUGAAAAUUAAAUAAAGUUUGGGAUGUGUUUUUUGUUUAUUCCUCCUUGCGUUUUACUGGGAUUAAAUCUCAAGCACAAUAUCUUACAUUUGAAAGCAUUUUCUUUAUAAAGCUAAAGCAUUAUAAAUAAAAUUUAUCAUGGCAGUAAUGAGCCAUGUAACUACAGAAAUUUGGAAAUAUUGAAGACAGCUUUCUUUCAAAACAUUGGAUACCAAAACGCAGAGGUUUGCAUUUUAAGGUUCCACUGUUCUUCCAAAUUAAAAUGAUAAAUGCUUCUAAUAUAGUUACUUAAUUUUUAAAUUAUGUAAACUAUUGUCUAAUAAUUAGUAAUUUAGUGCCCUUCUGAUUUGUAAAAUAUCGACAACAUGAAUAUUUUCUUGGCUAAAUCAAUGCAAAUGCACAUUCCAAUCAAAAUAUAUCUUUCUGAAGUAUGUGAAACAUUCCAUUCUUGUAAUUUAAACUCAGUUUAUCAGAAUAACUUCUGAAAAUGGAUAGUGAUGACACUAUUAUUCAAAAAAUGUUACUUUUACCAGUAUGGUUCAAUCCCCCCCCCCCCCCCAAAAAAAAUCCUUGUACUUAAUUGGUUCUAACCAUUGAGACUAGAAAACUUAUCAUAAAACUGUUUUUCUGAUGAGACAAAAACUGCUUUGGAAUGAUGGUUACAUUUGUAUAAUAAAGUAGACAUGUCUCUCUCACAAGUAUCUGAUUUAUAACCAUUUUCAGAGUAUAGCAAUGUAGUACUGUAAAUCAGGGAGCAGCAGUGUUUACUUCCAUACCUCCUUGGGUUGUUGAACUUCAUUUUGUCCUACUGGUCAUGCUCUAAGCUUCCUAACAAGAGUUUUCUUGCAAAGCAUCAAUAAUGAAAUGCCAUAGACACACAUAGACAACAUGAUGGCUUCUAACAGCUGCUGCUACAGUCAAAAGGAAAACCAGAACUGCAACACUGAAAAUCAUUUGAUUUUUAAGUUUGUUUCCUUCAAGUCAAGUUUGACACACGCAAAAAAACCUCUUCAUGGACAUGAAAAAACCCCAAGAGUUACCUUCUCCAACCCACCCACCCACUUUUGUUGUUGUUGUUGCAUGACAACAACAUCUAGAAGUUGCAUGACAGUUUUCUUCCAGUAUCUUUUUUCCACUUCUCAGUCUAUACUACAGCUAUCGUAUUGACUGGAAUUUCUGUCCCAAGUACUACUCAGAUCUGACCUUAAUUGGGUUCCAAGGACUGACAAAAUUAACCAGAGCUGCCAGCUGCUGAACAAAACCUGAACAUCUCUUUGCUACCAAAUGCAGUAGGGGUUUCUAAAACCACUAAAAGGCAUACACUAAUAACUACAUAUAUUCUACUUGGUAAGCUUGUGCUUGGCAUUUGUCUCUUUUCUGCUCUGUAACAAAAUUUAUUACUGCCACAUUGAUUCAUUUAACUUUUUUAUAGAUUAAUUUAUAGGUUAUGAUUCCAGAUUCAGAAUAUUUAUUGUUUACAUUAUUCACAACUCGAGUUAUGGGUUUGACGAGGGCAACAACAGUAAAUAGUUAUGAUAUAUUUAUAUGUAAAAAUUUAAUGUAUACUAAGGCCAUCAUUUGAUUUCUUUUCCUGUGCCUUUUCUGUUUAAAUUAAAAGACAAAUUUUAUCAUUCACAAUACCUUACACAAUUUUUUCUUCAUAUAUUGCAUUUCUAAAGUAGAAGUUUGCUGCUGAAAAAAAUUGAGUUCCGUAUUUUCAGUUCUUGGACUAUGCUUCAUAAGAGAUUUUGUACAGUGCAGAUAUAUAGAUAUAUAUGUGUGUAUGGUUUAAUAUUUCUGUCACUUCAUAAAUGCAUAAAUCCUUAAAUGUUUAGAUUUAUCAAGCUGUGAAUAAAUUUUUUAUGCACUUCA